GGCAUUAUGCAAUUAUAUUACUGAGGCAGCUACCUGCCCGUGCCCCUCUCCUCCUCCUGGUUUGGGACUACCCUCCCCAUCUGCUGCUAUAUUUAACUGCUUUCUUGGCCAUAAAAGGCUGGUUGUGUGGCCUGACAUUCGACUGCCUGACCACAUGCAUUAUUUUUGAACUGGCCUCCAGGGUCCUGUCUUUAGCCCUGCCUCUUAACGUUUUCUUGGAUUCAACCUAGGCGGAGUUUUCAUUGUCUCAUCCAGCUCCUCGGCCUCAUCGGAACAUUUCCACCACCGUUACUCCUUUGGAAACUGGUGGCCCGGUUUCUUCAAGGGGCACAGGAUGUCUUUGCCUUUUUAUCAGCGGUCCCACCAGCACUAUGAUCUCAGCUACCGCAACAAGGACCUCCGCACCACCGUGAGCCACUACCAGCAGGAGAAGAAGCGCUCGGCCAUCUACACCCAGGGCUCCACGGCCUACAGCAGCCGCUCCUCCGCCGCGCACCGCCAGGAAUCCGAGGCCUUCCGCCAGGCGUCCGCCUCCUCCUUCCAGCAGCAGGCCUCACAGUACGCCCUGAGCUCUGACGUCAGUCGGAAGGCGGCCUCAGCCUAUGAUUAUGGCUCCUCCCAUGGACUUACAGAUUCCAGUCUACUGUUAGAUGAUAACUCAUCCAAGUUGAGCCCCAAACCAAAGAGAGCCAAGCACAGCCUUCUGUCUGGAGAAGAGAAAGAAAAUUUGCCCAGUGACUACAUGGUACCCAUUUUCUCGGGACGUCAAAAGCAUGUCAGUGGAAUUACAGAUACAGAAGAAGAAAGAAUUAAAGAAGCUGCUGCUUAUAUAGCCCAGAGGAAUCUUCUUGCUAAAGAGGAAGGAAUCACAACAUCUAAACAGUCCACGGCAUCUAAGCAGUCCACGGUAUCCAAGCAGUCCACAGCAUCCAGGCAGUCCACGGCAUCCAAGCAGUCCAUGGUUUCCAAACAGGCCACGUCCACUCUUCAACAGGAAGAAACUUUUGAAAAGAAGUCAAGGAAAGUUGUGAUUCGAGAAAAGGCAGAACGCCUGUCCCUGAGGAAAACAUUAGAAGAAACCGAGGCAUAUCAUGCCAAGUUGAAUGAAGACCAUCUUCUCCAUGCUCCUGAGUUUAUCAUUAAACCUCGCUCCCACACGGUUUGGGAGAAGGAGAAUGUAAAAUUGCACUGCUCCAUAGCAGGCUGGCCAGAACCUCGUGUCACGUGGUAUGUUAUCUUUAUGAAAACUAACAGAAUUCAUUACACAAAGUUAAGUUCACCUCUAGUGGAAACACACAGAACAACCAUAUGCAAGAGUCAGUGA
Rhinopithecus roxellana (golden snub-nosed monkey) is the source of this 1324-nucleotide messenger RNA. RefSeq names its product myomesin-1-like. The record is from RefSeq and is a predicted model, not a curated record. The coding region runs from base 335 to 1324 and encodes 329 amino acids. NCBI's taxonomy places the organism in Eukaryota, Metazoa, Chordata, Mammalia, Primates, Cercopithecidae. The transcript has 5 exons.